This is a messenger RNA of Zygotorulaspora mrakii, 2376 nucleotides long. RefSeq names its product putative ubiquitin-specific protease UBP16 (gene UBP16). The transcript has a single exon. The record is from RefSeq and is a predicted model, not a curated record. NCBI's taxonomy places the organism in Eukaryota, Fungi, Ascomycota, Saccharomycetes, Saccharomycetales, Saccharomycetaceae. Gene Ontology annotation, cellular component: nucleus; cytosol. The coding region runs from base 1 to 2376 and encodes 791 amino acids. Gene Ontology annotation, molecular function: cysteine-type endopeptidase activity; cysteine-type deubiquitinase activity. Gene Ontology annotation, biological process: protein deubiquitination.
AUGAAAUACUAUUUCAAUCUAAUUCUUAACUACAUUGUCUCAGGGAGUCGCUACAACAAAGCUAACAUAGUUUCUGGACAUUUACCUUAUUGGGGAUUAACAGCUUUAUCUGUAUAUAUAUUAGCACCAACAUUUACAAAAUUGCUGUUUGGAAGUGACGAGAUGUUUUCAAGCGCAUCCAAGAGAAUUGAUAAGAACACGACUGGAUUGAUAAACAAUAGGAAUGAUUGUUUUGCCAACUCCUCCGUUCAGGCACUAGCGGCGCUGCCGAAAUUGACGCAAUAUCUCAACGAACUGUUGGGAAGUGUGUCUUUAAUUGCAAACAUGCUGGAUAAUGAGCAUAACGAUGCAGAUCGUGGGGAGGGAGAUGGACUUCAUGACGCGUUAGUUGAUGGUCAUGUUUCAAAUCCUGUAGAUAGUUGGGAACGCGAUCUUUUAACACCGAAAGUUGAAUUGAAUCGUAACCCGAUUGAAAAUGGGGUCAGUAUAGAUCAGGGUCUUGUGACACCAAAGGCCGAGCCUAAGGAGAAUCCCAUGGAAAAUUUGUCAAGCUUGGACGGGGUUGUUGAAGAACAAAUUAUGCCAAGAACGAAAUCCACAACAACGUUAUCGACAUUACUUAAUGGGUCAAAGCUAAGCGAACGUAACUAUGCAUUAUCCACUGCCGGUGUAUCCGAGGAACAAGAGUUCAAUGGAACUGAAGAGACCAAAGUGACUAAGGCACAAAUUCCAGAAAUGCUCAUGCAUCUUGGUCUGGCAAAAAUCUUGGCUCAAUUACAAGAAACGGUUACUUCAUCGAGAAAUAUAUCAGUAUGGCCGUUACUUCGUAUACUUGAGAUAAUUUUCAAUGCAAAGAUUUCGUCUGGUCAAAAUGAUGCACAUGAAUUAACUCAAAUCAUCCUAGAAACUUUGCAGAAGGAAAAUACUAAGUUGGACGAAUUCGCAAAAAAACACAAAUUAGCAGUUCAAAUUCCCAAAGUACCAUUCCAAGGCAAUGUUGCAGGUCACCUGGUAUGUUUAGUCUGUACCAAAUCUUCCAAAGUCAAUGUUCACCCCUUCAACAUUUUCCCCUUGCAGGUCCCUCAAGCUUUUUCCGCAAAACUGUCUGAUAUGGUAGCAGAUAAUCAGACAGAAACUAUCGAAGGUUAUUCAUGCUUGGUUUGUAAAGUGAAAGCUAUUCUAGCGAAUGAGGAAGGUCGUGGCUAUAAAGAUUGUUUGCAGGAAGAGCUCAACAUUUUGAGAACUUUGAAGAAAGCAGUGUCCGAUCUUUUGAUUAAUGAUGACAUAUCAGAAGAAUUGUCGUCGUACAUUGACUCGUACAAUAAAAAUGGAGUAGUGGCGAAGGAUAUCAAGUCUACCAUUGUCAAAAAAACAGCUGUUGUCGAUUCUGCGGACAUUCUGGUGCUACAUUUGUCACGUUCAAUGUUCAACGGAAUGACAUAUUCAAGAAACUCUUGUGGAGUGGCAUUCGAUGAGAUUUUGGAGUGUGUCGAACAAGUUAUUGAAAAUAACAGGUGCGUUGGCAUCAAAACUGUAAGAUACAAAUUGAAAGCGAUGGUCAAACAUACAGGGUCUCAUUCUCAAGGGCACUACGAAUGUUACAGGCGUAAGCCAGAUUUUGUUAAAGAUACAGUCUCCAAACAGGUUAUCAAUAGAUCACCUUUGAUCAAUCUCAGUCUACUGGACACUCAAAAUACAAAUGUUUCGGAUUCCUUCAAAAAUCAAGAGAAUACUUUUGUUUCAAAUGGGAGUACUGAAGGUUUCAACCAACAAAUUCAAAACUCGCUAAGUAACUUCACUCUAAACGCGGAUGCUCUACCAAUUUCUGUGAAAACUAACGGCAGCUCUGAUGAUGAUUACACUAUAUCCGCCGGUGGCGAUAGCAAUAAGCCUAGUAGGAAACCUUCUGCACUAAAAAGAAUCACUGGAUUUCUUUCACGAAGAUCUUCUGUGAGUAAUGCCGCCGAUGAUUCAAAUAACGAAGCAAUCGUUCCCAGCUCAGUAGAUUUGAGCAGAAGUACGAAUAACUCAUUUGACAGAAGCAGGUCCAGCAGCAUCGUAGGAGAUGAAGUACCCCGUAGUAGAGCAGGAAGCGUGUCUACCAGCAACACUGGACGUGUGAGAGGUAGCAGUAUUUCGUCCGUGGACUCUCAAUCGUCAUACAUGAACUCCUCAGAUGCCAAUAUUGGUUCAACAAGCGCCAGCGAGCUAGAGAACAACACUACUGGAGGCAAAAGGAUCUUAAAAAAGAUUAAAAGUGUUUCUAAAUAUCCAUUUUGGCAUAUUUCAGAUACAACUGUUAAGGAGGCAAAGGCCAAUGAGGUUCUCGCUGAGAUGAGAUAUGUCUAUAUGUUAUACUACGAACGUAUAGAUUGA